Contarinia nasturtii (swede midge) is the source of this 2279-nucleotide messenger RNA. It is a transcript of the gene Gyc89Db, whose product is annotated as soluble guanylate cyclase 89Db. Gene Ontology annotation, molecular function: guanylate cyclase activity; oxygen sensor activity; heme binding. Bases 159 to 2159 code for a protein of 666 amino acids. The transcript has 13 exons. Gene Ontology annotation, cellular component: guanylate cyclase complex, soluble. The record is from RefSeq and is a predicted model, not a curated record. Gene Ontology annotation, biological process: nitric oxide-cGMP-mediated signaling; cGMP biosynthetic process; response to oxygen levels. NCBI's taxonomy places the organism in Eukaryota, Metazoa, Arthropoda, Insecta, Diptera, Cecidomyiidae.
CAACGGCAACAGUAUAUCGCACUUUUGUCCGUUUUCGAUUCGAUGUUCGAUAUUGCAUUAAAGUGAACUUCCGUCAAGUUAACUGUGACAAAAAUAUAAAUCACUUUAUUAAUUUUAAGCCGUUUAGUGAAAAAGCAGGACACACACACGCGGCACCAAUGUAUGGUAUGUUAUUGGAGAGCGUCCAGCACUUCGUGCAGGAACAAUUCGGCGAUCUGGUGUGGAAACAGGCGCUACGAGCGACAGGAUGCAAACAUACUGUUUUCAAUACACAUCAAAUUUACCCGGAUUCGCUCAUGCCUGAUUUAGCGGAGGCGCUGUCAGCAAUAACAGGCGAAUCGUUUGAUUAUUUUAUGAAUUUCUUCGGCAAGUGUUUCGUGCGCUUUUUCACCAAUUUCGGUUACGACAAAAUGCUGAAAGCAACUGGGCGUUAUUUUUGUGACUUUUUGCAAUCGGUUGACAACAUUCACCUCCAAAUGCGCUUCACUUACCCAAAAAUGAAGAGUCCCUCCAUGCAGCUCACCGAAACUGACGAGAAUGGUGCGGUUUUAGUAUACCGUAGCGGUCGUUCAGGGUUUUCUAGAUAUUUCAUGGGACAACUAUGUGAAAUAGCCGAAGUUUUUUACAAACUAAACGAUAUGACCGUCCGAAUAUUGGAGAGUAAGAAUGACGAUCCGGGCAGCACUACAAGCCCAUUGUCGUUGGAUGCAAAAACGGUUUUUGUAAAAUAUCGUCUGGAUUUUGAUAAUAGAGAUUAUAUGUCGAAGCGGGUGAAUGUUUUGGCACAUCCAUCCCAAUUGGAGCUUGGACAUGUCGACAGCAGUAUUCUGCUUGAAUUGUUUCCAUUUGCUGUAAUUUUGGAUCAUGAUAUGCGCAUUUCACGGGCUGGUGAAAAAAUUCUCGAAACAUGGAUCCUUCAAAAUCCUUCAAGACCACCACAAUCAUUUUGGGGCUCAAAACUGGUUGAUAUUUUUAAACUGCGUCGCCCGAAGGGUAUUCGUGUCGAUUGGGAUAUAGUGUUGCAAAUGAAUUUGGUUAUUUUUGAAUUGGAAUUAAUUCGCAGCGAACACGAUUCAGACAAAGCUGAACAACACAUUGUGAAAUCAGUAACCGACAAUGGUCUUGACGUACCAUGCGGCAGCAGCACGAAUUUGUAUGAUGUCAAUAGCUGUGCAUUUGAAGCAGCACAAACAGCAAUGGAUCGACGGGGUUCGCAAGGUUGGACCCGAGUUCUACUGAAAGGUCAAAUGCGAUACAUUCAAGACAUUGAUUCGAUUAUAUUUCUAUGCAGCCCACUCAUAAAUAAUUUGGAUGAAUUGCACGGUAUGGGAUUGUAUUUGAAUGAUUUGAAUCCACAUGGUUUGAGUCGAGAGAUGGUCUUAGCCGGUUGGCAACAUUGUUCAAGAAUUGAAUUGAUGUUCGAGAAAGAGGAACAGCGAUCGGAUGAACUUGAGACCUCUCUUAAAUUGGCAGACUCAUGGAAACGUCAAGGUGAUGAAUUACUGUAUUCGAUGAUACCGAGACCAGUUGCAGAACGAUUACGUUCAGGACAGAAUACACUAUCGACGUGUCAAAGUUUUGAAGUGGUGUCUGUUCUAUUUGCUGAGGUUGAAGAUAGCACUUUCGACGGUGGCAAUUCGGUUCAGGAUGCUAUGAGUCGAGUAUCCAUUUUAAAUGCGGCCUUUUCUGCUUUUGACGAAGAGGUCAACUCGCCCAUGGUUUAUAAAGUCGAAACAGUCGGCUCUGUAUAUAUGGCUGUGAGUGGCGCUCCAGAUGUAAAUCCGCUUCAUGCAGAAUGUGCCGCUGACUUGGCUCUGAAUAUGAUUCGCCGUAUAAAGUUACUAAAACUUCCAGGCGUCACUGUCAAAGUUGGAAUUCAUUCUGGAUCAGUUGUGGCUGGUGUUGUCGGUCUCAAAGUACCGCGUUACUGUCUUUUUGGCGACACCGUAAAUACUGCCUCACGAAUGGAGAGUAGUGGACUACCAAAUAAAAUUCAAAUCAGCAACGAAACUGCGUCCAAACUUCACAACAAGGGCUAUGAAGUUGUUCAACGCGGCUUUGUGACAGUUAAAGGAAAGGGUGAAAUGCAAACCCACUGGCUUGAAAAGGGACCACACGAAAGACUUGAAGAUGAAGAGCUAUAUUUCGACGAUAAAUAAGGACUUCAUCAAAUGAAUAAUAAUUUAUUUUUAUGGAAACUUUUGACGCUCAAUAUUACCAAAGAUUUACCAAAUACCUCAAUACUAUCCACCUUUCAAAAAUAUGACGUUUAAUUAAAA